AAAAAAAUAGUCAAAUAAACUCUUCAAUAUUGAGCAUAAAGAGAGCUAAUGGGCAAAGCACCGAUCAAGAGAAAUCCCGAUACUUCAACUGUAGAAACAUCAGCCAAUCCUUCAGAGAAUGCAGGUAUUGUCAUUUCUGCAUUUGAUGAAAGCACAACUGCAGAUCACUUUGCUUUAAUCUCUAUGGCUAUGGAUCGACACCGUCUGCGUAUUUUUAAUGUUCGUUCAGGCACUGUGAGCAACGAUUAUAGCGCAAAAGAGAAAGAAAGAGUAACAUGCUUAUCAUGGGGAUACAUUAAAGAUAAUAGUGAUUUACAAGCAAGCACUGUGCAAGCAUUCAAAAAGAAGAAGAGUGGUGCAGCACCUUUAUCUAAAGUGAUUGCUUUAGGUAUGCAAUCUGGCUCAAUUUCUAUAUACUCGCUUAGCCACGGUAUUGUGAUAAAGAAACUGGAAAAUGCGCAUACAACACCUAUAUCUGAUUUUGUCAUGACAAAGGAUGGAUCGAGAGGAUACUCAGUUGCUGAGGAUAAUUACAUUAUAGAAUGGGACAUUGAAGAAGAAAAAGAGCUCUUGUAGGUUCAUAAUCGACAUAAACAAACACGUACUUAUCAUAUAUUUAGUAAAUGGAAAGCAGACGCAAAGA
This is a messenger RNA of Rhizopus microsporus ATCC 52813, 643 nucleotides long. RefSeq lists its product as uncharacterized. The coding region runs from base 49 to 576 and encodes 175 amino acids. Gene Ontology annotation, molecular function: protein binding. The record is from RefSeq and is a predicted model, not a curated record. Gene Ontology annotation, cellular component: nucleolus. Lineage: Eukaryota; Fungi; Mucoromycota; Mucoromycetes; Mucorales; Rhizopodaceae. Gene Ontology annotation, biological process: maturation of SSU-rRNA from tricistronic rRNA transcript (SSU-rRNA, 5.8S rRNA, LSU-rRNA). The transcript is spliced from 2 exons.